UUUUUUUCUUUCUUUCUUUCUCAUAACAUCAUAUUAUACUAUGACCAGAAACACUACAGAUGAAGACUCUCAUGAUAUCAUAGAAGAAGAACAUGAUAAACCAAGUUUAUUCGGGCACCAAUUCACCAUACAUAAUUUAAAAAGUGAACAUAAUGGAUAUCAACUUUGUUUCCAAUGGUGUAAGCAACAACAAGAGCAAGAACAAGAACAAGGACCUACAAAGAAUUGUACCAUGCUCUGUUUCAAGCGCAAAGUUAACGACAUGAGUUUGAAUUCAUCAACAACUGAUACCUCAAACGCAGAUACAACAUCUACAUUGGAUACAACACCAACAACAUCAGCAACUUACUUGACAGAUACUUUUACCAAGGCCGGUUAUGCAUUCAAGGAUAUUCUAUCAAGUUAUGUAGCCAAUCCUUUGAAGCGUUAUUCCAUUAUAACUGUCAAGGGAACUGACAUUACGACUUCAGACUAUAUCAAUGUACAACAACAUGAACAACAACAAGAGUUCCAAAGGUAUCCAAGAAUCAUUCAUGAAAUCAAUAUUGGAGAAAAAACUGAAUCUGCCUUGGAUAAUGGUAACGUUGGAUGUAUGUAUAUUUACUUUAUACGGAAACUAAAUGUUCUUUUUUAUUUAUAUAUAGCGGAAUGGAUGUUGAAGAAAACUCAUCAACUUUCCAAACAAUUGAUAAACACUUGGCAAACUAAACAUUCUACCUUUUACAAUAAAUGGAUUGGUGAUUUCAAUUAUAGUGAUACAAUUUUUAUUGUCAAGGACCGUGCUAGCAAGAUGAUGGAUGUUGCAAGGGGGAAAUACGAUGAUCAUGACAACAACAACAACAACAAAGAACAUAACAAUGACAAUGACACUUCAGAUAUUAUAAAUGAUUCAGAUAGUGACCCCUCUAAAAAGGAUUCAUAGGAUCUCCCUCUUACAUGCACACAUAUACAUACGACUUAUUUUGUACAUAUUUUUUUUUAUGCGUCUAUCUGUUUUAUAUUUCUGCAUUUUAUUUUUAUAGCAUUUCUACCUACAAAUAAUUUACUCAAUCAAUAAACAAUGUUGAUGAAUAUGAUGAUAAAG
Messenger RNA from Halteromyces radiatus, 1084 nucleotides. RefSeq lists its product as uncharacterized. The coding region runs from base 41 to 922 and encodes 293 amino acids. The transcript is spliced from 3 exons. The record is from RefSeq and is a predicted model, not a curated record. Lineage: Eukaryota; Fungi; Mucoromycota; Mucoromycetes; Mucorales; Cunninghamellaceae.